Molecule: messenger RNA, 2400 nt
Organism: Acaulospora morrowiae
Lineage: Eukaryota; Fungi; Glomeromycota; Glomeromycetes; Diversisporales; Acaulosporaceae
Source: the annotation of a GenBank genome assembly
AUGUCCGUCGUAGGCAUCGAUUUUGGUAAUCUCCAGUCCAAGAUUGCUGUUGCACGCAAUCGUGGAAUUGACGUUAUUUGUAACGAAGUUUCAAACAGAGCUACUCCGUCUUUGGUCUCAUUUGGAAAUAAGACUAGAUAUUUAGGUGAAGCAGCCAAAACGCAGGAGAUUUCAAAUUUCAAAAAUACCGUUGCCUCUUUAAAACGUCUAGCUGGUCGGUCUUAUCACGACAAGGAAAUUCAAGAGAUAGAAAAGCAUUAUAUCAAUGCAGACCUGGUAGAUGAAAAAGGACAAGUCGCAGUGAAGGUCCAAUAUCUUAACGAAGAACGCGUAUUUACAAGCACUCAAUUGAUCGCUAUGUAUUUUACCAAACUCAAAGAUAUAACUUUUGCGGAGCUUAAAAUUCCCGUUUCUGAUGUAGUAAUUUCAGUACCUGGAUGGUUUUCCGAUAUUCAACGUCGAAGUAUCCUUGAUGCUGCCGAAAUUGCGGGUUUAAAUUGUUUACGUCUGUUUAAUGACACCACCGCUGCAGCACUGGGAUAUGGUAUCACCAAGACAGAUCUGCCCGAGGAUAAGGAUAAGCCCCGAAAUGUCGUAUUCGUUGAUAUUGGGCAUUCAUGUUAUGGCGUGACAAUUGUUUCAUUUGUCAAGGGACAGUUGACUGUUAAGUCUACUGCUUAUGAUAGGCACUUAGGCGGUCGUAAUUUUGAUCAACUUCUAGUUGACCACUUUGCCGAAGUAUUCAAGGAAAAAUAUAAGAUUGAUAUUAAAUCAAAUCAAAAAGCACUUUUCCGACUUCGCACUGGAGUAGAAAAACUUAAGAAGGUGCUUUCAGCUAACACUCAAGCUCCUCUCAAUGUCGAAUCUAUAAUGAACGAUGUAGAUGUUAGUGCUAUCAUUUCUCGUCAGGAAUUCGAAGAGUUAUCUCAGCAUCUUAUUGAUAGGAUAGAAGCACCUCUUGCACAAGCACUUCAAGAUUCUGGGCUCGCUUUAGAAGAUAUCCAUUCAGUCGAAGUUGUCGGUGGAUCAACGCGUAUUCCGGCAGUUAAAGAAAAGAUUUCAAAGUUUUUUGGACAAGAAUUGAAGUAUACCCUUAAUCAAGAUGAGGCAGUUGCACGUGGAUGUGCACUUCAAUGUGCAGUUUUAUCUCCUGUGUUUAAGGUCCGCGAAUUUUCCGUCCAAGAUAUCACCUCCUAUCCUAUUAAAAUCACGUGGGAAAAAAUCCCAGAAAUUCCAGAUGAAGAAUCGGAACUUUUAGUAUACCCCAAAUCCAAUGCCAUUCCGUCCACGAAAAUAUUAACGUUUUACCGAAAACAACCCUUCGACAUCGAGGCUUAUUAUGCAGAAUCUGACAAAACUCCAACGCAUAUUAGCCCUUGGAUCUCCAAAUUUUCUAUUAAACAAGUUGAACCUACCGAGAAUGGUGACUUAAGUAUCAUAAAGGUCAAGUCUAGGCUCAAUGUACAUGGAAUUCUUUCUGUAGAAAAUGCUCACGUUGUUGAAGAAGUCAUAAAAGAAGAAAAGGAAGAAGUAAGUGAAUCUCAACAAAUGGAUACUGAUGCCAAGCCUGAUGAAGCCUCCAAACCUGCAGUCAAGAAGGUGAAGAAACUUGUGAAGAAAGGAGAUUUACCGGUUGUUUCUGUUCAUGGCGGAUUAGACAAAACCGCUAUUAUUCACUGCAAAGAACUUGAAGCACAAAUGAUUGCAUCUGACAAACUUGUCGCCGACACAGAAACCCAAAAAAAUGCACUUGAGGAAUAUAUAUAUGAUAUUCGUUCAAAAAUUGAAUCGAUAUAUUCCGAGUUUGUAAAUCCGGCUGACAAAGAAGGUUUUACUAAUCUUCUCAAUGAAAAUGAGAAUUGGCUUUAUGAUGAAGGAGAAGAUUCAACAAAAUCUGUUUAUAUGGAAAAGCUUGAUCAAUUGAAGAAGUAUGGAGUACCUAUUUAUGAUCGUUAUCGCGAAGCAGAAGAACUGCCAAAAGCAGAGAAGUCAUUGCGGGAUAGUAUAAGCUCUUUUAUUCUCAAUGCUACCAGCAAUGAGGAAAGGUUUGCACAUAUUCCUGAAGAAGAGAAGAAAAGCAUUGUAGAUAAAGCCACUCAAAUUUCGGCAUGGUUAAAUGAGAAACUUGCUGCUCAAGCCAAAAUUCCGAAAUAUCAGUCACCUGUUAUUACAUCUCGUGAAAUUUUAAAGGAGCGUGAGGACCUUGUACAUUUUGCUUCUCCAAUCUUGUCAAAGCCUAAGCCCAAGCCUGAACCCAAACCUGAAGAAAUUCCUGUCCCCGAAUCGACGUCAGAAAAUAAAAACACUGAAGCUCCAAAAUCAGGUGAAACCACAAACGAAGAUCCAAAGAAAGAACAAAAUCCUGUGGAUGAAGAUAUCAAGAUGGAUAUCGAUUCGUGA